Plasmodium cynomolgi strain B is the source of this 2281-nucleotide messenger RNA. RefSeq lists its product as hypothetical. The transcript has a single exon. The annotation marks the transcript as partial. The record is from RefSeq and is a predicted model, not a curated record. Lineage: Eukaryota; Apicomplexa; Aconoidasida; Haemosporida; Plasmodiidae.
AAGGAACAGUAAGGCCUUUAUAGAGACCCUGAGACGAAUUAACUACAAAAUUUUGUCUGCACAAGAAAUAAAAAAUGGGCUCCUCCUGUUGACUGUCUUACACCACAAUAACAUUUCCAUGUCAAAUGACAAAAACAGCAUCGUCAAAUGUGCAGGCACUUCGGAGGUUUCAUACAAAAAUGAAGAUUACGUUAAUAAAAAAAUGUUGCAAGAUAUUUUUAUGAACUUAUGUCAGGCGAUUUAUUCUAAGUUGGAGUCCAUUUCGUUUCUCCAUCUGUAUGACUACCUGCUGCUCAUGUGUGUGAACGAAGUGAAGAGUAAGGAGGUUUACGCAGGCAUCGUGAAUCGGCUGUCGCACUAUGUUAAUGUUAUUAACAAAAUUAGCAAUGACCUCAACAGGUCAGUCGAAAUGGGGGAGCCCCUCUGCGGGGGGGGAGAAACCGUGGUUGGGAGUGCUUACACGGUUGGGAGUGUUGCCACGGUUGGGAAUACUGCCACACUUGGGAGUGCUUCCACACUUGGGAGUGCUUCCACACUUGGGAGCGCUGCCACACUUGGGAGUGGAAUGCAGACCGGCCAUCCCAGGGAGGACCCACUUGGCCUUGAAGUCGAAUCACUCGACGGAGCGGCACCCGGAUGGACAAACCACAGUACGAGCGGCACGGUUGGCGGCGCGGCCCACGGCGAGGGCGACGAGGUAGAUGCGGCAGACGAGGAGUGGGCGCAAAACAUAGCACAAAGCGACGACUCUCGCUUUCACCUGAGGAAGGACCACCGACAGCACAUAACGAACAACCUGCUCAGCAUCAAAAACAUCCUGCUGCACAAGGUGCUGCUAGUCUACAUGGCGAAAUAUCUGUUCAGCCACAUAGACAGCAACAUUUUGUACGCCCACUCCGACCUGAUCUGCGAAAAUCUGGAGCUAAUGACACAUCAUAUGAUAACAAAUUUUAUUUUCACCAUCGGGACGUGCAAACAUGUAGACGAAUUCUGCAUGUUCAUGUUGGCAAAGUAUGUACAGAAUUAUGUGCACACAUACACACCAAAUGAAAUUAGCAUCAUCGUGAAUACUUAUGCGGAUGCCUCUUUGGAGGACGUGAGUUUUUAUGAAACGAUUUGUGAGCAUAUGAAGAGAAACUUCGAAACCUUUUCCUCUAUUGAUAUUAUCAAAAUAGUGUAUGCAUUUUCCAAAGUGAGGAUUCGAGAUGUUGAGUUGUUAAAAAUGGCAUAUGAAAAGAUAAACAAUUAUUUGGAAGAAAGGGAAAAAAAAAUUGACGAUAUGUGUGUACAGGUGAAGGGGCCAUACGUACAAUGGGAGAGCGAAAAAAAAAAAAAAAAUUUCAGCACACAUUUCAAUGGCGAUACGGUCAUGCCAAUUGGCGGUUUCCCCUAUGGAGGUGACCAUCGUGUGGUGAGCGGUAACAGUGUCUAUGAGGACAAACAAUACAAACGGAAUGUAAAAAGGAAAAAAUAUGUCAUUAACAAGUAUCUGUGCGCGUACGCUUUAAUUGCGGCGGGGAAAUUGGAUUAUGUAGAGGAGCUGGACAAACUAUUUGUACACUUAAAGAAUAGCAUACAUAGUGAAGGCAUCGACAUAAGAGGUGUGUUGUGGAUGCCCAUGGCCAUCACGAGCUUGCUAUGUUCGGAAUGCAUUUUUCACUUCCUUCCCAUUUAUGUAAAUUUAAUUUACAACGCUUUCAAAAAAACGCAGUCCCCCAAACUGCUUUCGCUACUCAUACGAAGGCACAGCAUUUUACUCCACACAAUCGAGACGGACAUCAUUCCGAAGAAAUACAUCAGUAAAAGCACCCUGAACAAUUUGUAUUAUAUUUGCAAAACGAAGAAGGACAACUCGAAGGAGAAGGUGUUCAUUCCAGAUAGCUCCACCUUCCACAUCGAAGUCUCCAACGCGCUGUUAUCCCUGGACAUUGCACACAGGAAGGAGGUUAACAUUUACCCCUUCACCAUUGACAUUUUUAUUAGCAGGUCAGGAGUUGGCUCACAGAAGGGUGGGCAAUCCAACAACGCGCACAGAGACUCACGCAGGGCGGCGGCGCCGCGGAGCUACGGCACGACCAACCUUACCCUUGACCAUACCGCGAAGGAGAAGAAAAGAACACACCCGCACUACAACGACGACAACGACGACAACGACGACAACUACGGCAACUGCGGCAACUACGACCAUGACACCAACUUUGAGCACACAUUCGAAACGAAGAAGGUGAAGAAGAAGUCCAAGAACAAAAACGAGGUGUACACGGACGUGCCAAUCGCAUAG